This is a messenger RNA of Hymenoscyphus albidus, 3989 nucleotides long. The record is from the annotation of a GenBank genome assembly. Lineage: Eukaryota; Fungi; Ascomycota; Leotiomycetes; Helotiales; Helotiaceae.
AUGGCGCCCCCAGAUAUUGAAAUCCACCACCGCUCCCAGAGCAUCUCAAGUGGUGGCUUGAUGUCACCACCGCUCUUGGUGACCCCUGAACCCGAAUACAUUGCUGCUGCAGCAGGUUCUCAAAUUGUCACCAACGAUCGCGAGAGCCAGGCUGAGACUUGGUAUGAUCAAAAUGGAAUCCAGCCAUCAGGAGAAGGUGCACGAGUCUCGCAGCCAGCUCUGAGAUUGGUAAAUCGCUUCCUCGACCAACUUCUAUUUAGCUUUCUCUCUGGCGCAAGAUCCAUCUCCCUUACAUCACUUCGACCAGCGGUUAGUGAGGUAUUGAAACCCAAACUCGCUCAUGGCGCCAUCAGCGGAGCAGACCAGGAAUUACACGAGUACUUGGGCGAUGGGGACGAUGCACAAAUCAUGGCCUACCACAACGACAAUGGGCUAGAUGCUGAUGGUGACUGGGAUUUGGAAUUGGUCUGGAAGCGCACGCGACUACGAUGUAUGGUUUAUUCUUCACUGGGCGACAUGGAAGAGGAGGAUGAAGAUAUCUACAUGCAGCAGGAACAUUUAGGAGCAGGAAGUAAUGGUCCCAACGCCGGUGAUGUUUCUCCAGCUGUUGCCAUUUUCCUCACAUCCAUCCUCGAAUUCAUUGGCGAACAGAUUUUGGUGGUAGCUGGUCAAGCAGCAUACCAACGCAUGAAGGCAAAAUAUGAAAAGGAGGCUAGAGAAGGCACAGGGGUUAUGACGGAGAUUGCAGACCGAAUUGUGGUCGAGGACAGCGACGUGGAGAAAGUGGCACUCGAUAGAACAUUGGGUCGGUUAUGGAGAAGCUACAAGAAGCGUGUUCGAUCACCGACCCCCUCAGGGUCGCUUAACCGUUCAUUCUCGCAAGAGUCGCUACAGACACAGCUAGCUAGGCAGGCAAACAACCUCUCUCCAGAAGACGAAACAGAUGAACCCGUUCGUAGACCCUCGCUAGCAGCUGUUUUGGAGUACGAGUACGCAGCCGCAAUCCCGCUCCCGACGACGAACGACGAUGUUAGAGAGAUCGAAAUACCAGGUCUUGCAGAGGAAAUUGAGGACGAUUCAGUGAGUGAUGCAUCAACCACUGAAGAGGAGACUUUAAAACCACGACCAAAGAGUAUGCUAUUCUUUGGCGAAUUUCCCCUCACGCCAACCUCCGACGGAGAGGCCGUAGACUCACUACCGGUAUCCAGAAAGAGAUCUCACUCGUUGCCAACUCCAAAUCUCUCUCCAUACGGUCCUUCUAAACGAUUGAAGUCCAAGGAUAGUGAGGGUUCCGCUGGAGGAGAAGCCAAGAAAUCAAAGAGAAAAGACGAGAGUGCUACGACUGGAGUUGUCGCAGGUGUAGUUGCUGCGGGUGCCGCCGCAGCGGCUGGAAUAGUUUCUGUGGUUCAAGGAAAGGCACCUCAGACCGAGAUUGACACCAAGUCCGAGAUAGAUUCGGAUGACGAAGAACCAGAGGAGGCGGUAAUCCUUACAGCUCGCAUGUCCGUUGGGGGCGGUUCUCCUAGCGAUCCAGUGGGUCUCUCCAGAGGCUCUAGUAUUCGAUCACGUAGUGGCCAUUCAUCUGUGCGUGUAAUCGAAGUCUCUAGGACCCCUUCCUUAUCACGAAGAUGCUCUGUUCAGGGCGAUCGUAUUGGUUCACGGCCUACUAGCAUCAACGUACCUGUAAGCGCUGGCACACAAUCACCAAGAGUUGCGAGUCCGAUGACACGUGGUGGUUCAAACCGUAGCUCGCUUGAUCGCAAAUCUUCAAUAGGAAAUGCUCAUAGUAGUGAAGAAUCUAUCAUCGAAGAGAAGGAAGCAUACGAGUCUGAGGGGGACCUUGACACCUCGAUACCAGCAGAACUCGCCGCAGCUAUGCAAGGAGUCGACGUUGGCUUUAGCCCAUCUCAUCAACAACCAAAUCCACUUAUGCAGCAUCCUAUUAAGGAACCUGCUCCGUUCAAAUUAUCUGCAGCUCCUGUACCACGCAAGGCUGUUGCGAGAUCUCCAACCAAAGACCAAAUCAGUGGAAGUUUGCAACUCAAUUCGAACCAAUACGGCUUUGGGGUGCCUUCCUUGACCCCACUACGUGAGAUGAUGGAAGGCGCUCCCGACACUUCGGACGAGGCGAGCUCUAUGGCCCCAAGUUAUGAUACGUUUAGCAUCAGAACCAGUCACCAACCUUCGUCUCUGAACCCCGCGAACCGAAUUGUAGAGUCAGAAAAGCCUCUUCGUGCACUUAACACAAACAUUCCUCGAGCUCCCUCGACUUACUCCGCGGAAGUAAGUAGAAAGAGAUCAGCCUCGGUUCAAAAAUCUCCACAUCAUUCGGCUUCCGGUUCUGAUGCGGCGAGUCACAAAUACCUAGCAAGACGAACUUCAGAGGAAGGAUCCAUUGCCGAGAGCAAAGGACAGAGUUUUGACGAACUCAUCAGAAGUGAUACUACUAUCCAGUACACUCUGACACCGGAGAACGUGCGUAGCAUCGAGGCAAGUAAUUCCAAAAGAAGAUUUAAAGGCAGCUACUAAUAAUAAUAAAACAGUCACCUGAUAGUCCUCAUGGCAACGGUUCAAUCAAGGGAAAUGCGCAAGAAAGCACUCGACCAGAAACAAGCCGAUCUGGCUCUUCGGUAAACAAAUACAUGGCAGCACUUCGAUCUAACCCAGUUGAGGGUAACCGCGUUGUCAACAAAUCCGCGUCAGUAGCCAACAUCGGAUCGAAGUUACGCCCCAAUGCCCCACAACCAAGAGACGCCAGAACAGUCGACCGUGACUCGAUUGGAGACUUUGCUGAAUUCAUUAGAAGUACUGGACCUGCAAAUUCUUACGAGCAGGCUCCCCGUGUUUUACAUAGUCACCGUGGAGCGAACGGCACUCCUAGAAACUACAGUGGAGCAGUCUCUCGUACUACCACCCCAGCCAAUCUUCCACGCCGCGCAGAAUCGUCUGCAGGUCGAUUGAAGUUGCAAGCCAGAGACGCAGCUGUACCUCGUGGAGACAGCAUCAGUGACUUGAUCGAUUUCGUCAGAGCGGGGCCACAAGUCGAUUUACAGGGCGGACAUAGAAUUCCCCGAACUGUAGCACCAUUCCGUACUACCAUGGAUUCAGACCAGAUGGUAUUGGCUGCUGGUGGAAAGGCAAUUGACGCCAAUCUCGCUGAACCACGUUCUAGCCAAGCAUCGAACUCGGUACAAAGCUCUGUUACGUCGCAGUCCGGACUAUUGAAGAAUGCGGCUAUGAACAAGCCUUUGCCUGCUACACACCACAAUGACUUCGAUGAACCAGACAUGAUGCCGAAACGAAAGACCCGACGCGUUCGAGAUCCAUACGCUAUCGAGUACUCUGAUGAAGAGGAGGAGGAUUACAACCCUACUCCAAAGCCCACAAUGAAAGAAGAGAGUCUUGCAGAUUUCCUUCGAAAUGUUCCCCCACCACCCUCUCCCCCUCAGGUAGCCACUAGCUCCGUUUUCGAUUCUGUACCCGAGCCUCCAAGAAAGGAUAUCAAGAAGAAGUCGAGCACUACUGCUUUGAUUUCUCGCUUUGGUCGACGUAAUACCGAUGCACCUCCAGUUCCCAAGCCCAAAAUCUCCUCUAGUCCCCCGCAAGUACUUCAAAAACCAAGAACAGCAAAUGGAGCGGUUCAAAAGCCCAAGACCUCCUCCGGACCAGAAUCACGCUCGACUUCCAAACAUGGUGUAAACACAAAUGCACCCGUUAUUCCUAACCUUCCUACACCUUCGGAGGGAGAUAACCACGCCUCGCAAGCCGAUUCAUCUCGCACCAGAGUACCAAAAAAGACAUAUCAACCACGAGACGCAGUCGCCAUGCCAAUGGGUAGAAGCACCGAUCUCGCCGACUUCCUCAUGAGCCAUGAACCCCCUCCACGCGCUGCGACACAGCCACUCAUCUUGACCUCGCCUACCCUAACCUCACCGAAGGAAGAGAGUAGCACUUUCCAACGCAUGUUCGGCCGAAAAAAGGUUCACUGA